Ilex paraguariensis (yerba mate) is the source of this 405-nucleotide messenger RNA. The record is from the annotation of a GenBank genome assembly. Lineage: Eukaryota; Viridiplantae; Streptophyta; Magnoliopsida; Aquifoliales; Aquifoliaceae.
AUGAAUGAAAAGAAACCAAUUAGAAUUGAUUCGGUUAUGUUCAGCAACAGAAAGGAGAGAGCUGAACUACUGGAGGCUUUGAUUAUCGGUGAUAAAGACGCAACUGCUACUACCUACCCCCAGGUUUGCAGCGGUUCGAUCAUAACCUAUUCCAAGUAUAACACGUUCAGAAUUCAUCUAUUGUGGGGAGAAAAUGACAAGAUUUUCAACUUGGAAGUAGCCCAUAACAUAAAAGAGUUGAACCAUUUCAAACAUGAUCACAGGCAAUUGGGAGGCAAACCCACCUUGCACUAUAUUGAAAAGGCAGGGCAUCUUGUUGGGCUGGAGCGGCCUUUCAUAUACACUCGCCACCUCAAGAGAAUUCUUGCAUCCUUAGAUGGAGAAAGGCUCCAGAAAAUGAACUGA